This is a messenger RNA of Physeter macrocephalus (sperm whale), 978 nucleotides long. RefSeq names its product sarcospan (gene SSPN). The transcript has 3 exons. NCBI's taxonomy places the organism in Eukaryota, Metazoa, Chordata, Mammalia, Artiodactyla, Physeteridae. Gene Ontology annotation, cellular component: dystrophin-associated glycoprotein complex; sarcolemma. The record is from RefSeq and is a predicted model, not a curated record. Bases 196 to 927 code for a protein of 243 amino acids.
CGCUGUGUCCCGCCCGGCGAGUUGGCAGUUGGCGACCCCCCCUCGACUCCCCCGCCGCCGCGGGCUCCGCGUGGCCUUCGGAGGCUCGGCGAGUCGCUCCAAAUGUUUGCCAUAUUUGUUCAGCCUCCGUAACUCGCCGAGCAGGGCCAGCGCGGCCCGCCCCGCGCCGCCCUCGCUGUCGCCCCCGCAGCCGCCAUGGGCAGGGAGCGGCCGGGCCGCGGCGCGCAGAGCCAAGGGGGACCGCCGGCCGCCGACGCCGCGGGGCCCGAGGACAUGGGGCCGAAGAGGGGCGCGGGGGCCCCCAAGGAGUGCGGGGAGGAGGAGGCCCGGACGUGCUGCGGCUGCCGGUUCCCCCUGCUGCUCGCGCUGCUGCAGCUGGCGCUGGGCGUCGCCGUGACCGUGGUGGGCUUUCUCAUGGCCGGCAUCAGCUCCUCCCUGCUAGUCAGAGACACUCCAUUUUGGGCUGGGAUCAUUGUCUGCUUAGUGGCCUAUCUUGGUUUGUUUAUGCUUUGUGUCUCCUAUCAAGUUGACGAACGGACAUGUAUCCAGUUUGCCAUGAAACUCUUGUACUUUCUGCUGAGCGCCCUUGGCCUGACGGUCUGUGUGCUGGCCGUGGCGUUCGCCGCUCACCACUAUGCACAACUCACACAGUUUACCUGUGGAACCACGCUCGACUCCUGCCAGUGCAAACUGCCCUCCUCCGAGCCCCUCAGCAGGACCUUUGUGUACCGCGAUGUGACUGACUGUACCAGCAUCACUGGCACUUUCAAACUGUUCUUACUCAUCCAGAUGAUUCUGAACUUGGUCUGCGGCCUUGUGUGCUUGUCGGCCUGCUUUGUGAUGUGGAAACACAGAUACCAGGUCUUUUACGUGGGUGUCAGGAUGUGUCCCCUGACAGCUUCCGAAGGUCAGCAGCAAAAGGUCUAACAUUCUUGCUCAAAGGUGGGAGAGAAAACAGCACCCUGACUAGCUGAGAUU